GCAGGGCGCCGCUGAGCCCCACCGGGACCCGCCCCGGCCGCAUGCGCGGGGCCGCGGAGCCGCCGGGAGCGGGCGCGGAGCCCCGAGCCGCCUCCGCCGCCGGAGGGGAAGCGGCCAAGGACGCCCCGCGGGGCCCCGCCGCCGCCGACACCCCCAUGGGAUCAGAGCGGAUGGAGAUGCGCAAGCGGCAGAUGUCCACGACCCAGGAGACCCCGGGCACUGCACAGGCUCAGCACAGCGCGGGCAAUCGAGGGUCCAACGCCUGCUGCUUUUGUUGGUGCUGCUGCUGCAGCUGCUCAUGUCUUACUGUUAGAAAUCAAGAGGAGGAGAGAACAAGGAGGACAUCCCAUGAACUCCAAGCAGAGGGUAUUCCAAACUGUGAAGAAAGCCCUGCUCCUACUCUUGAAGAAGUAAAUGCCUGGGCUCAAUCAUUUGACAAGUUGAUGUUUACGCCAGCCGGCCGAAAUGCUUUUCGUGAGUUUCUACGAACAGAAUUCAGUGAAGAAAACAUGCUUUUCUGGAUGGCCUGUGAGGAACUGAAACAAGAGUCCAACAAAAGUGUCAUUGAAGAAAAAGCAAGACUAAUUUAUGAAGAUUACAUUUCUAUCCUUUCUCCAAAAGAGGUCAGUCUGGACUCCAGAGUAAGGGAAGUUAUUAACCGAAAUAUGCUGGAACCCUCACAACACACCUUCGAUGACGCACAGCUUCAAAUUUAUACCUUAAUGCACAGAGACUCCUACCCACGGUUUAUGAACUCUGCUAUUUAUAAGGACUUGCUUCGGUCCUUAUCUGAAAAAUCCAUCGAAGCAUAGGAUUUUUUUCUUAAAUGUAUUUAUUUUAAAACAAAUGGGACUCUGGGCUAUACCAAUCAACAGGGAAUUUAGUAUUGAUCGGAUAUUUACCUGAAAAUAACUCAGGCAAGUUUUACUACAGACUGAAUGUUUGAAACCCACACAGGGCUCUGACACAAUCAGCUAACUGCAGUUUCUGAUCAAAUUAAGUAUUACUUUGCAAAAGAGAAUGAAGAGAAGAUGUUAACGUUCAAAAAAAAAGAUCCCAGUAUUUUUACAAUGCAGCAUGCAACUCACACACAGAUCUCUUGUAAUGUACAUCUGAAGUACAAAUGCCAACUGAGCAUGAAGACUAACUUUUAAGUGGAGUGCCAGAAUUUUCUUGAAAGCUAAAUCAGUUGCCCCCAUCCACACUGUGACCAAAGUAAAAACAGUUGUACUGGCAAAAUCUGGUUUACACUGAACUGAGUUUCACAACCUAUAUGAAUCGUGCCUGGCACAGGUACACUCCACUUCUCUUGGUAUAUUUAAGGUGCAUACAAUGUGAUAAUGGAAAUCAGUAUGGCAAUCUCAAGUUUAUGGAAGCUAACAGUUGAAAUAAUGAUGCCUAUAAAACCUUUUGCUGAAAAAAUGUUAUUUUAUUACUAGAGUCUGCUGAAAGCAUUUUUAAGUUCAUAUUGUUCUUGUUUAUAAAGUUAAAUUAUUUAAUUAAGAGGAAGAAGAGUCUGGGCAUUUAAAUUCUCAAAUAAAGCACAAUUCUCACAUAUUUAUCUUCCUUCUGUAGGGAUGUAAAAAGCAUUUCACUAUUUGUUCCUGAAAGGAUGGUGGUAUCAGUCAUCUUGGUUUUGUACAUAUUAAAUUGUCCUGUUAGCUGA
This is a messenger RNA of Oxyura jamaicensis (ruddy duck), 1666 nucleotides long. RefSeq names its product regulator of G protein signaling 20 (gene RGS20). NCBI's taxonomy places the organism in Eukaryota, Metazoa, Chordata, Aves, Anseriformes, Anatidae. The record is from RefSeq and is a predicted model, not a curated record. The transcript has 5 exons. Bases 42 to 812 code for a protein of 256 amino acids.